Messenger RNA from Lymnaea stagnalis (great pond snail), 7929 nucleotides. The record is from the annotation of a GenBank genome assembly. NCBI's taxonomy places the organism in Eukaryota, Metazoa, Mollusca, Gastropoda, Lymnaeidae.
AUUCUACUUCCACUUUCGUUUUCGCUCAAACACUAAAACUAAAGACUAACUAAAGACAAGUAGUAUUUAGUAUAACUUAACUUAGUUAUACCAUAUGUAUGGCUGUCAAAAGUAAUUGAUAUACUUAAACUAAAAAUAUGUUUUCCUUUGUGUAGCAUAGCUUAAUGCUUUUGCUUACUAUUAUUACUAUUGAACUAAACUUCAAUCAAUGUCAAUGACAAUGGCUAGCUUCACCAGAAUUCUCGUAAGACUGAAAACAGCGAAGUCUGCGGAGCCGAAAAUUGCGGAUUUUUCAGAAGUAAGUCCAGUUUGUGUAAGUCACUGUAAGUUUUUAAGUCUUAACUCUUAUUACUUAGACUUAACAAAUCUUUAAGUCUUGUCUAAGUCAAAAUCUAACUUACCCUUUAAAUGUAAUGUAACAGUAACAGCAGUCAGUGGAGUCACUACUCACACUCGCACUUUCACUUAAUUUUAUUUUUUUAUAAUAUUCAUUAUACAUUUUACAAAGUCAACUAAGUCUAAUACUACACUUACACAACCAGAUUUUACAACCACAUAUAAUAAUUUGAAGAGAUAGCACCCAUGGCCCAUGGGCGCCCGCAGAAAACUUUCAAAAAAAUCGAUUAACUUUCGAGGGGGGGGGGAAUUUUAGUAAUGUUUUAAUGUAGUUUUAAUUUACUGUAGUGUAUUUGUGUGGUGAACGAACGGACAGGACAUCAGCUUAGUUACUUUCUCUUUAUUUUCUCUUUACUUUAAUAAAUCUUUUGUCUAUUUUUGUCUAAAAAAUUUUUAUCCAAUCAAUCCAGGGGGGGUUUAAGAAAUAUACAAAGCUAUGACAAAGUGUAGAGGAAAAGGCAGUCCUCCCUGUAUUUCUCUUAUUAUAUAUAUAAACUUAAAACUAUAAUUAGUUUGAUGACAUUAUAAUUACAUGUAAUUAUCACUCAUUAUCAGAAUUACACUUCACUAAUUUUGUUUUAGGGGGCAGUGACGUAGCUAGGGUUGUUGCUACCUGGGGUGGGCAGACAAUUUUGCCACCCCAUCCACAGAAAAACUGUGCACUCCCUUCUUAUGCCACUGCAAGGGAGCAACAGCAACUGACGGUGACUCAGUUUUUUUUCAGAUUUGUUCCCCAGCCACCCCCAAUCGUCACAAAAUGUUACACCCACCCUCACUCAAAAUAGUGUCAUAAACUUCUACCCCCCCCCCCCACCCAAUAAAAAAAAAAAAACGUUACCCCCACCCUCACCCAAAAUAGUGUCAUAAACUUCUACCCCCCCCCCCCCAAUCAAUUAAAAAAUAACAAUGUUUCAAUUCAAAAUCAUUUUUAUUGUCAUUGGAGUAUAUAUGUAAUGUUGCUCUGAGAUCUGAUUUCCUGCUGCAUUUUCAAAAUAUUUGCUGUUCCAAUCUUCAUCUAAUCAACAAAAAUUUAAUAUUUGCAAAAAUUCGAUUAAAUAUUCAAACAUUCUUUUUAAAAAUUAGCAACUGGUUGGUUUUCAGAUAGGAGGCCUAAAUUUAAUUGUUUAAUUGUUUAAAUUAUCGGCCAACUGCAGAGUUUUUUUUCAUAGAAGGGUGCGGCAAAAAUUUUGGCGCGCCACUCGCUAGCUACGCCACUGAAAAAAUCAAAAACAAUCAUUUGUAAAGCUUUUUAAAAUACAAGCUUUAAAAAUAAGAGGCCUUUUUAUUUUUAAAAAAACAAAGUUUAAAAUGUAGUUGCGGUAUAUUAAAAGUUAGGUUGUUUUUUUAAUCAAUUAAAUUAUAUAUAACAUUUUUUUUACAAUUCAGUGUGUUUUGUCUCACUUUGGAUUCACCAAUGAUUAUGGCCAACUGUAUGCAGAUCUGCGAGAAAACUUUCUCACUUUGUGUGACACAGCUCGGUCAGAAGAAGAUAUUAAAAUUCCAAUAAAGGUACGGUACGAAUCAAUUAGCAGCAAACUGACCCUUUUCUACUGACUUCAAUACAUUUAAUUUAUCCAUUGUAAUCAUUAUAGUAAUUAACAGUUCUUCUGGGGCACCACAGUGGAACCUCCGGUUAAUGAACUUAAUCCUUUCCGAGAUGCGUUUUUUAAACUAAAUUGUUUGCUAACCGAAAUUAUUUCUCCCAUUGAAAUCAAUAUAAAUAUAAAUUCAAUUAGCAUGUUCCAGCUUUGGAAAUAUGGUGUUUUUACAUUUGUAAUGUAAGUAUUAUUCUAUACUAUAAAUAUACAUUUUUAUCUGAACUAGCAGCCAUGUCUUACAACACUAUGCAUUCCACUUCUUCAGCAGAAUGCAACCAACCACCCUCUACUUCUCCUCGCCUUAACUUUAAAUUAACACCUUCAGUCUUCAGUUUCUGAACUUGUGGUACUCCAUUGUUUUGGCCAGCUAAUCACUGUGCAACUUCCUAACCAUUUCACAAAUUAUUGUCUCGCUAACACUAAACACUAUCUACAGACUACAGCCAGCUGUUUUCAUUUACCAGACUAAUAAAAGUUUUCUAAGUCACCCCUUUAGCCACAGCAGUCACCUUUAUUGCCUCUUUAUUCUUUAGAAUAGUUCAAAUCGUCAAUUUCAUUAUAUUGUAUAGUAUUGCUUGGCUUCUGAAUGAGGCGGACAUCUCUGGAACUACAUUUCACUGGUUUACUUCUUAUCUGGCUGACUUGUACUGUAGUGAAUCACGCAUCUUCCAUGGACACUUCCCUUACCUGCGGCUUGCCACAGGGCUCAGUUUUAAGUUUUAGGACCUAUCCUAUUCUCCAUGUACACUAGCCAGCUUGGCAGAAAUAUUGAAAGUCAUGGUAUAUCCCGGAAAUUAUUUGUAGAUGACACAGAACUGUACAAGUGUGCUGCUGCUGUUCAGGCUGUAGAGAACUGCUGUCUUGUGGUGAAAUCAUGGAUGGCAUAAAGCAGAGUUAAAUUAAAUGAUGAUAAGACAGAGGCAAUUAUAUAUGGUUCUGAUGCUAAUCUUCGGAGGUCGUUGUCACAUCAAUAAAAGUUGGUGUUUCUGAGAUACCCUUAUCCAACACUGUUAGAGACCUUGGCUUCUACAUUGACAGUAGACUUACAAUGAUCCCUCAUAUCAGUUCUGUGGUCAGAGUUUGUUUCUGUCAUCUGCGCGCCCUGGGUCAGCUGCGUCCUCAACUUAAGGGAACAGCCAAUGCUGUAGCAGACUCUCAAUCAAGAUUAGACUACUGUAACUGUAAUAGUUGUUUGUCUGGUUUACCUCAAAACCAAAUUCAGAGACUCCAGAAGUUACAAAAUACUGCAGCAUGCAGUGUAUUGCUUAUAAAAAAAUGUGACCACAUCACAUUGAUCACAAAAUUCUGUCCCUGGCGUACAGCUGUAUGGAAAGCUCUACACCUGAAUAUCUUCAAACACUGAUAAACAUGUAUCCUUACAGAACCUGCGCUCUUUAACACAGUCCUUACUGAGGGUUCCCAGUGGGGAUGGACACAGAAAGAAGUCAUGCGCUCUUUUGAAGCUCCUGAUCCUAAAUUAUGGAACAUUUUGCAUCAAUCUUUGAGGGAAAUUGAAAAUGAUAAAAAAUCAUUUAAGAACCAUUUGAAGACAUUUUUUUUCAAAAAGAUUAUAGGACAUCAAAGCGCUGUGAGCAUGCUAACACUAACAUAGCAUGGACACAACCCUAUAAAAGUAUUCAGUCAUCAUCAUCAUAUAUGGGAAACACAAAGCCAAAGGCCAUUGUCAUGUUAUAUAAUUUAUUUCUUUACUUAUGCACUAACAUGAUGCCUAUUAAAAAGACUCUUCUCAAUAAAUUAAAUUGAGACACAACAAAAAAUACUAUUAGUUGAAAAAAAAAAAUUUGUAUUGUGGUACUAAUUGUAGUUUUUAAGUCUACCAGCGUCACACCAAGAAACUGAAUCAUUUUCACACUACUAGCAAGCCACCUACGAGCUCACCAUAACCCAUCCGCCCCCUAACCAGAUGACUCGAUGGUCCUAGUCGAUUUUGACGGACGAACAACAACAGUUUUUUUUCACAUCAGUGAGAAACAGGAAACUGGUACUUUUCUGACCAAAUGACAUUAAGUUGAGGUAUUAAGUUAAAAUUAUCAUCAAAACUGUUUACAAGUGCUCAUUAUCAAGCUGCUCUGUAGCUAGAUAUUACAUAUUGCAUUUCUGAAGAUGUCUUCUCACACAGGUAGGUAGUUCCAAGACCGAAACAAAUCCAUGAGCAAAAUCAUUGAUAUGAGCAAAUGGCAUCGAGAUCUGUAAAACAGUCUGGAAACUUGUCAAAUCAGAAUUCACUCCUGGCACAAACUCACAUGGGAAUGGGGCUGUUGCUUCUUGUGCGAAUGUUUCACAGCAUGGGAACUAAGUAAAGCAACCCCUAAUCAACACUUAUUGAUUGAGCUUAAACUUCGAAAUGCACUUUUUUUUUCCAAAUUUAAUUGGGGGAAAAUUACAUAUAUAUACCGGUACUAUGAAUCUAUUAACAAUUGUCCAUCAGAGAAUAACAAGAAGCUGGAUCUUCUUGAUUUUACAAUGUAAUUCUCUCCAAUUACACAUCUGCAUUAUACCAACCAUCCAAGCCUUCAAAACUGCCCUCAAGACGCAUCUCUUCAAACUCUACUAUUCCGAGUCAUUCUCACCCCACCCCCCACCCCCCCGCUGCUGGGUGCCGACCAUGGACAGAAAUAGUACUUGGGUGAGGUCAUUCUUAUUACAAAGCUGUUUUUAAAUGAAUAAUUUUAUAUACUGUUUUUUAAUGUCACGUUUCUUUUUUUUCUUUUUGCUAAUUUUUAUGUGAAGCGCUGUGAGCCUAGCCCUAGGCUGGGGAACCACGCUAUAUAAGACCACUUUAAUAAUAAUAUAAAAUAAGGGCAAUAAUAAAAAUGAUUUAUGUUGAUGCUGAAUUUGUAAAUAAAAACUUGAAAUUAUUACUUUCAGUUCAUAAGCUCCUGACAGGCUGGAUAAACCGAAGCUGUAGGUUGGGAAUCUAGCCCGAGGGUUGUAGUUUGUUGAUCCCAGAGGCUAAUUAUGCCGGUCUAGCGCAAGUUUCAAGAUUUGGGCGACUGAGUAGCGCUCGCUUCUAUUUUUUUACUCAUAAAAUAAUGAGCUUUCCUUCGUCCCAAAAUCUAAAUUAUAGCUUUAUCAUAUCAGCAAAAAUGAUAACUAAUGAGAAUAGUAUUAGUAUGAUGACUUAACUAAAGCUCCAAGCUAAAAAGUUUUUAAAUGGUGACCAGUUAAUUGGUAAUCGGCCAAUUUGCUAAUCGGUGCAACCCUACUUAAUAUUAGUAUUGCUAGUGCGAUGUUAAGCGAAUUUCAAUUGUGAAAAAAAUACAAAGCAACAUAGUAUAACAAUAAUUACACACACACAAAUGUGUGAUGUGAUGACCUCUGGCAGCGUUAGAGAUAUAAAUAUGUUAUUAUAGGACAAUUAUUGCAGAAUUUUAAAAUAAAUUUAGGUAUUUUCAGCCGAGGACACCCCCCUCCCCCCCCCCCCCCCUUUUUUUUUCUCCGGCCUUACGAAUUCUUAUGCAAAAUCAACACCCCCUCAGUGCAUACGUAAUAUAUAUGGAUGGCCCCUAAAUUGAAUAAUUAUUAAUUUUGAACUAUUGAAUAUCACCAGCAUCCUGCAUUUUGCCCAGUACUUCAUCAAACUGCAAAUACCGCAUCAUUGUUACAAGAUGAGAUAAAAAAUUGUGGUGUAGAUGUUGGUGCAGCGAUUAUUUUGGAAUCCAGUGAUGGUAAAGUUCUCCUCACCCGUCGUGCACCUCAUUUACGUAUUUUCCCAGGACUUUGGGUACCACCAGGUAGUUCUUUCAACCAGCAUUGUCUUUAAUUAGGAUCUCUUUAAUUAGACUGGUUUGUUUACUCCCGUGUUGUUGUUCUGUUGUACUACUGAUGAAGGCAUCAACCAGAAUGUGUAUACUUUUAUUUUAUCUGCAAAUAAUUAAAGCUUACAUACACCUCUUUUUUUACUGCACACAAAUUGUUUGUAUCUUAUCAAUCCUCUUGUCUUGCACACAUUUUGCAUUACCUAUUUAUUAUAUUAUUAUAAAUAUUACUUUGACCUCUCUUUUUUUUUUUUUACAUUUUAAUGAUUAUAUAUAUAUUUUUUAAAAUAUGCCCAAAGAUUAAAUUGUAAAAUAUACAACUAUCACUAUCAGCUCUUCAUUUUAGAGUUAAUUAUCAUACUCCCAGUAUACCAUUGUCAUUGACAUAUGAGAAAGUCUUCUUUCUUCUUCAGGGGGUCAUGUAGAAGAAAAUGAAAGUGUAAGUGAAAGAACUGAUUAUUAUUAUUAUUAUUAUUAAUAAUUUUAAAUUUUUGUUUUAAAUAAGCUGAGGUCUACAAAUAAAGUAGGCUAUGCUUUUCAUUGAUUUACUGCUAUGUUUCUUGAUUUUAGUUAGCAGAAGCUGGCAUAAGAGAACUGCAAGAAGAAACUGGAAUAGACUUAAAGAUUAUGGACUGCAAAAACAAAAAAUUUGAAAUAUUAGGAUUGUGGGAGGUAAGGGAUAGUAUAUUCAUUUUUUUUUAUUUGUGUAACAUUACUAACAGCUUUUCAAAACUAUUCAGAUUAUGCUGUCUUUUCUCUAAUAAGAGAUUUAUUAAUUCAUUACUAGGCAUUUAUUUGCAAGUCACAUACAAUUAAAAAUGGGAAAAUGUUAAUUUUCUUUAACAUUCUUACUACAGUAUUACUUAAUUCAUUAUUAGUUUUAAUAUGAGAAAUUGAACUUUCCAGUCUGUGUUCCCACCAAUGCUAGCCCUGGGUCCUCCGCAGCGACAUCAUAUUGUUGUUUACUUUCAUGCUCAAUUAAAAGAUGGUAUGACAGCAAAUGAAAUGGAAAAGCAAAUCAGUUUUAAUCCACUGGAAGUAGAUGCUUGUGUAUGGGUGGAUAAGGAGAUGAUCUCUGCAAUUGUCCAGUCUUAUGAAGAUGAUUCCAUUAAAUCAUUUAUACACCUCCCACAAUUUGUCAGGUAUGUCUAACAUUUAUUAAAAAAUUGUAACUUUGAGGCCUAAGUUAUGUUAUAUCAAUAUUCAUUAAAUUUAAAAUAAUUUUAUGUACCAGGUAUGUUAAUAUAGAACUUCUUUUAAUUGCUUGUUGAUUGCCAAAAUAGUUUACUGAUACACAAACCUCUCAUUCAUAUAUAUUAUCUAGCAUUGAGUAACAAGCUGGUCUUUUUUACUGCUACGAAACAAACAUUGUUCUGGGAGUUUUGAAAUGGUUUUGGACAUAUUUUUCAUAAACUUGUUUAUUUAAAGGCAAGUAUACAAGCUCAAUUCUGUGAAUGAAAAUAUACCACCCUAUUUCUUAACAAAACAAUAUCCAUUGAAACGAUCCUAACUUUUUUAUAUUUUUUUAUAUUUUCUCAAACUCAGAGCCCUAACCCUAGAUGAAAAUCAGAAACAAUGUACAACAGAUUUACCCACUGCACCUUUGUUCAAUGUUCUGUCAUCAGAACUCAAUGACACUGAAAGGGUUAGUACAGGCACCAAGUUUGCUCUUCAGCAAUACCUCAAGAAAUUUGGAAAUUAAUUUAAAUAAGAUUGCAUGACAAAACUUACACAGUAAAAGUUAAAGAAUAAACAUUAUUUUAUAGCUGUGUGUAUUUUUCUGGAAUUAAAACAAUUUUUAUUUCAUUCUAUAUAAAUAUAUUUUUAUAAAACUUCACCUAAAAUAUUUGCAAAACAAAUAAUUGUUAAUUAUUAUUGUUUAAUUUUUAGUAAUACUUUACUUCUUUUUUUAAAUUUUUUUUAAAAUAAAAUAUUCAUUUAAAAUUUAAAAAUAUUUUGUUUAAAAAAUUGUGUUUUUACACUUGCAAGAAAUAGUAGCAUGAUGGAUUGGGAAUAUGUGAUUAAUGAAGAUUCAAGGAUUUAAAACAGUAAAGGAGAUUUUAUUGACUGGUUUUAUUGUACACAAAAUACUUGACAUAUUUAUGAACAAUGCCUUCCAGAUUAAAUUAAGUUCAAAAUUAAUUUUUUUAUAUCAU